UAUAAAUUCUGACUUGUUUGUCUUUGUUUGCUGCGUAAGCGCUCAUCCUUUCCUUGAAUCCCACACAGUUAUGGCAAAGGCUUAUGAUUAUCUCUUUAAGCUGUUACUGAUAGGCGAUUCGGGUGUAGGAAAAACGAGUAUACUUUUCAGAUUUUCAGAUGACUCCUUUAAUUCAACUUUUAUUGCUACCAUUGGUACGUCACCGGUGCUAAUUCGCAUCGACUUUAAAAUAAGAACUAUCGAUAUAGACGGGAAAAAAAUAAAACUGCAAAUAUGGGAUACUGCUGGGCAAGAGCGUUUCCGAACGAUCACAACAGCCUACUACCGGGGUGCGAUGGUAAAUUAA
This is a messenger RNA of Protopolystoma xenopodis, 346 nucleotides long. NCBI's taxonomy places the organism in Eukaryota, Metazoa, Platyhelminthes, Monogenea, Polystomatidea, Polystomatidae. The record is from the annotation of a GenBank genome assembly.